UUGUGUAGCACAAGAAUCUCAAAUAAAUUAGGUGCCGCAAACUCUCUAGCAACACAUAUCGUGGUCCAUGGGGGAAUGUCUCUUGCAGCAAUGGAUGCAUUUAUAGCGAGUACGUCUCAUACUUUUGUGAUUCAGCUUGUAACUGCAGAUAAUUACUAAACAUCUAUCUAUAAAGCUCAAAAUAAAAUAGCAAGUGCGGGGGAAAAAAAAAAGAGAGUAAAAACCCAAAACAGUCUUUGGACUCUGUAACAGAAUCGAGAACCCUCCCAAGAUUCACUUCCUUCCCCUAUAUAAACCCCAAAUCAUAACCGCUUUUUUUUUCUUGCUUCAUCUUCCGUUUUUACUAUCUCUCUCUCUUCGAGCUCAAGAAUCACAAACGAUGGCGAACAACUCAAGUGCUUCUUGUUUCAGAGCAAUCUUUCUCGGAGCCCUCAUCAUCAUCCUCCUCUGUCUUCCUCAACCAUCCGCCGGCGUUCCAUUGGAAGAGUUAGAAAGAGCCAUCGCCGUCCUCCGCGUCAGAGGCCGUGCUCUUUUCGCCAACGCAAUCAUCACCUCCGAUCUUCUCUUCGAUCUACUCUCCGACGAGUCCCUCACUCUCUUCGCUCCCACCGAUUCAAUGCUCUUCGCUCUCGACAUGACUCAUUCGCUUCCCUUUUACGUUUCUACUCUCCGCCUCCACUCCGUACCGCUCCGCCUCCCACUCUCCGAGCUCCGAUCUCUUCCCAACGCCUCCUCUCUCCCGACGCUUCUCCCGUCUCACCGCCUCCUUCUCACUAAGCCUUCUUCCUCCAACGACUCGAUUUUUCUCGACGGUGUUCAACUUCUCCUCCCUGGUUUGUUCGUUGGUCAACAUAUCGCCGUCCAUGGUCUCGCGACUCUUCUUCCCUUGACUCCACCGUCGUCUCCCAACCGACUCGUGGAGGAUUCGGCGGCAGAGUCACCGUGGAUUCUAGGUUCAAGAUUUUCGCCGGCACCAGAGCCUUACUUCGCCUUUAUGGGUCUUUCACCGGUAGAGUCGCCGAGCUUUGAGCAAGUUCCACCAUCGCCGUCGUGGGGAGAAGAUUUCAUCGUAGGCGAUGAAGGAGGUCCGUUAGAUGCGGCGAAUAACGGCUUUUGAUGUACACGUGUCGUAAUCUCUGUAAAAACACGCUUACACGUGCGAGGAGGCUUGUAAAGUCAAAAAGAGUCCUUUUCUUUUCUUUUAUUUGGGUCAAAUAGAGUCCUUGAAAUGUGAAUUGUAUCUUUUUUAUUUUGAAAUCUGAAUCCUGGUUUAGUGGUUUUGUUUGGCUUUGUUUGAAAUGUGAAUUGUAUCUUUUUGAUUCUGAAAUCUGAAUCCGGGUUUUGCUUGGUUUGUUUAAAAUGUGACUUGUAUCUUUUUGAU
Messenger RNA from Camelina sativa (false flax), 1381 nucleotides. The record is from RefSeq and is a predicted model, not a curated record. Lineage: Eukaryota; Viridiplantae; Streptophyta; Magnoliopsida; Brassicales; Brassicaceae.